AUGGCCGACAUUGACUUCUGCACUCUGGGCAUGUUCAUCAUCGACGAAAUCGAGUUUGCCCCACCCAAGCCAGCCGUCAGAGACAUUGUAGGCGGCGGGGGCUCAUACUCCGCAUUGGGAGCACGCAUCUUCUCUCCCCCUCCAAAAUCAAGUUCGGUGGGCUGGAUAGUGGAUUGCGGGUCAGACUUCCCGCCUGAGCUUCGACGCGUCAUUGCUCACUGGCAGACUGGUGUACUCUUUCGAGAGACGCCUGGUCGGUUGACUACGAGAGGAUGGAAUGGCUACGGGGAACAUGAGCAUAGAGCUUUCCGCUACAUGACACCCAAACUGCGCAUAGAUCACCUUGCCUUAGUUGACACGCCAUUACUAUGGGCCAAGUCGUUCCACCUCAUCUGCUCACCGCUGCGUUGCAUUGAUCUCGUCCAGAACAUUCUUCACUUGCGUCAACAAGCGUCGGAUGGGCAGUCAAGUCAUCACCCUUUGUUCAUAUGGGAACCAGUGCCUGACCUCUGCAUUCCUGAAGAGGCUGAAAACUGUCUAAUAGCACUCAAGUUGGUCCAUGUCGUCAGCCCCAAUCAUGGAGAACUUGGCGGCUUCUUCGGCAACGACACCAAUGGCAAAGAUGCAGUCGACUUUCGACUCGUCGAGACGCUGUGUAGUCAAUGGGUAGAGAGUGGUAUUGGGCCUGACAGUAAUGGCGCGAGUGUAGUCCGAUGCGGUAAAGAUGGAUGUCUAGUGGCGCGGAGGGGAGUGCAAAAGUGGCUGCCUGCGUAUCAUCAGUCUGCAGAAAAGGUCAUUGAUCCGACAGGCGGUGGUAACGCCUUCUUGGGUGGGCUAGCGGUCGGGCUGGUUAGAGGGGACGCAGAGCCUGCCAUCGAGAACCUGGAAGAGGCUGCAAUCUGGGGUUCUGUCGCAGCAAGCUUUGCUAUCGAGCAAGUCGGCAUGCCAGUCCUCUCCUACACUCCAGAAGGCGAAACAUGGAACGGCGUUCGCGUUCCGUAG
Plenodomus lingam JN3 is the source of this 1002-nucleotide messenger RNA. NCBI's taxonomy places the organism in Eukaryota, Fungi, Ascomycota, Dothideomycetes, Pleosporales, Leptosphaeriaceae. The record is from RefSeq and is a predicted model, not a curated record.